Rhizoctonia solani is the source of this 870-nucleotide messenger RNA. RefSeq names its product mitochondrial outer membrane protein porin. NCBI's taxonomy places the organism in Eukaryota, Fungi, Basidiomycota, Agaricomycetes, Cantharellales, Ceratobasidiaceae. Gene Ontology annotation, molecular function: voltage-gated monoatomic anion channel activity. The record is from RefSeq and is a predicted model, not a curated record. Gene Ontology annotation, cellular component: mitochondrial outer membrane. Gene Ontology annotation, biological process: monoatomic anion transmembrane transport. The transcript is spliced from 5 exons. Bases 1 to 870 code for a protein of 289 amino acids.
AUGUCGAACCAGCCCGUGCCCCCCAACUGGAAGGCAAGUGCAUACAAUCGACGCGUGAAUCCGACUUGCCUGUCUUUGGAACUUCGCUCGAGGUCAAGACCAAGACUCCCAGCGGCCAAUCUUCAAGGUUGCCGGAACCCGCGACAACAAGUCGCGGUCAUCAACGGAGAUGUCGAGGCCAAGUACUCUGACCCUAAGAACGGCCUCGUCAUCACCCAGGCAUGGACCACUGCCAACGUCCUCCGCACUCAAGUCGAGCUCGAGAACCAAAUCGCCAAGGGUCUCAAGCUUGAUUUGAAUACCGCACUCCUCCCUGACAAGGGCCAAAAGACUGCACUUGUUAACGCUAUCUGGAAGCAGCCUGGUCUCCACUCGCGCGCUGUCGUCGAUCUCUUCAAGGGUCCCACUUUUACCGCCGACACUGUCGUCGGCCGCGACGGCUUCUUGCUCGGUGGUGAGGCCGCGUACGAUGUUACUGCCGGCAAGGUCACCCGGUAUGCCGCUGCCAUUGGCUUCUCUGCUCCCGAGUAUGCUGUCACUCUUCACGGAUUGGGCAACUUCUCGUCCUACUCUGCGAGCUAUUACCACCGUGUUUCUCGCGAUGUCGAGGCUGGUGCCAAGGCCGUCUACGACACCAAGGCGACUACUGGUGGUGUGAACCUCGAAGUUGGUGCCAAGGCAUACCUCGACUCGGCUGCUUUUGUCAAGGCCAAGAUUAACAAUACUGGUGUCCUCGUUCUUGGCUACACCCAGGCUCUUCGCCCCGGUGUUCGCGCCUCGUUCGGUCUCGCACUCGACACCCAGCGUCUCAAUGACACUGCUGCUCCUGCUGCACACAAGGUCGGAGCCAGCUUCACCUUUGAAGGAUAA